Messenger RNA from Planococcus citri (citrus mealybug), 4395 nucleotides. RefSeq lists its product as uncharacterized. The record is from RefSeq and is a predicted model, not a curated record. The transcript is spliced from 4 exons. Bases 418 to 2442 code for a protein of 674 amino acids. NCBI's taxonomy places the organism in Eukaryota, Metazoa, Arthropoda, Insecta, Hemiptera, Pseudococcidae.
CUGGAUGACGCAGAAUAAUGACCUAUCUACCCUAGAGCGCGCUAGCAUCGCGGUACGUGAUUGGUCAGUGAUAUUCGGUGCUCUUCGUUGUUUACAAUUCACAACAAUCAAAACAAUCAAAACAGGACUUUUCUUAUCACGAAUUUUGGUACUUCGGCGAUUUCAUAUUUUCAACGAUAUUUCAUUAAUUAUUUUGUAAAUUUCGUGGUUUGAAGUUUAAAAUUGCUCGGAUGUUUCCUUUUCCGGUAUCUCUCGUAUUAGAUUGUUAAUUUUAUGACAAUUCGUAUGCAUAAAAAAUGAAAUUUUACCUAUUUUUAAUCCGAUUCUAAUACGCGUUCCUUCGCAAUAUUAACUUGGACAUUGCAAUUUCAGAUUCCUUGAUUGAAAAUUGGAAUUGAGGCGAAUCAAGAACGUAAAAUGGCUGCAUUGGUAUCUAACGUAUAUGAUCUACUCUACGCGAGUCCGGUGACUCUAAAAGAAAUCGCAGCCAAUGCGGUUGCCGUCGAAUUAUGGCGCUGCGAACUCAAUAAACAUCGUACGAAUGAUAAUUUGAACGAAUUCCUAUCAAGUCCGAAUAUUUCGUUAAAAAACCUUAUUCCAAACACGCCAUCAUCUAUCGAACUUGUAAUCGAAGAACGUAUCAAAAAAUUUGCAUUCUCGGUGACAGAGUGGCUACGAGACUACCCUUACAAGGUACUGGAUUUCCACCGCAGUGAUCGGAAUAGCAUUUUGCACGAUUUUAAUGAUUUUAAAUGCGACUGGGACGGCACUAUUCAUUACGUCCGUACGGCCAAACAAAUGAUAAUGUGCGACCGACUCAGCGCAGUCGAGAAAUUCAACGUAGCCUGCGUGUACUGCUUCGAGAACGAAGUCAGACGACUUUGGCUCCCCGUAUCUGAAACGCUAGACUUGAACGAAAUUGAUUUCGAUCAAUGCCCGCAACUGUAUUACUGGAUUUGUUCGCUGAAAAAUGAAUUGAAUCGAAUACCUAAUCAACACGACGAUUCCGUCGAUGAAAUUAUGCUUUAUAGAGGCAACUUUUCUAAUAAUUGGUCAUCAAUGGAGUAUUUUUGGAGUCGUAUUAGACCGGAGAAUCGUUUUAAAAAAGCUGUACUCUUGUCUGAGAGAGAUGAUGCAUCUUUCGCCCGAUUUUUUUUACCAAAAUUAUACGAAGAAGAGCUCGGUAAAUUUGUCGCCGAAUGUGGCGGUGAUUUUAUACAUGGCCUGUUUAUUAGCGUCAAUUUAUUUUACGUUCUUCCAACGUGGAUGUAUAUUAAAGAUAAGAUGAAUGAAAAUAAUUUCACGAAGCUAAUCGAAAAGCUUGCAGAAAACGAGACCAAUAAUCAUAUUUCAGAAGAAGUUUUAAAUGAGACUUGUGAUGAAACACUGAAAGGGUGGCCGCACACCGAAGAUGAAACGUAUUUGUUCUGCGAAAUAUGGAGAAAUGCCUCGGAUGAAUUGAAACAGUCAGCAAUCACGAUUAUUUUGAGUAAAGAAAAAUAUUGGUUGUUUGACAGGGAGUGUAUGGGUAUUAAGCCGACGGAAUUCAGAGAAAUCAGGUUUCUGUUAAGUAUACUGUCGGAUGCCUCUUUCGAACAGAGAAACGCUUUUUGGAAUAAUACUUGGCUUAGUUUAAUCGACGGUACACGUCCCACAGAUUUACAUCGAAUUAUGAAACUGUGCUUCGAAAACGAAAACGAUAUUGCCAAAUUUAAAGAAACCACUAUGGCCGUAUACGAAAAUAUCAGUCCGUAUUGCGUCGAAGUAAUGAAGACCGGAUGUUUCAACGAAUUAAAUGACACUCUGGUGUCUUGUUGUCCUGAAACUGAAAAACGAAAAGAUUUUAAACGACGCCUACUGCGGUCGUGCUUCCUCGGAGAAGAUUCGGUAUUCUGCUUUACGCAUCUUAUCAAAGUGAAACCGAUGAAUGAAUUCAUUGACGAUGCCUUCGACGAUGCCGACCUUGCCGCUGAUUUUAAAAAUCAAGUUUUAUACACGCAUGAAGCCAUAAUGAGUAUGAGUAAAUGCAUUACAUCAAUGUAUUCACACAUUUACACGAUAAAUUUCGUUGAUACAUUUGCAUCGAACGAGCAGGUCGUGGAGUUUGUGAAACAGGGUGUUUUGAAGAGUCUGCGCUAUCAUUUGAUAACUGAUAGUUCUUUUAUGUGGGAAAUUUCAGCUGAUAAUUUGCGAGUUAUAUCAGUUUGGUGUUUGGGUAAUGAUGAAGAAGUUGCUAAUUUCAAACAGUCGCUGUCGUUAGAUGAUUUCUUUCAGAAUAUGGCGCCGGUUGAAUUUCAUCAGGGACUCGUAACUUCUGAGAGAGAAAAGGCGAGAUAUCGUCGAAAUUUUGAUGAAUUUCUAAAAUGGUAUUUCGACAGCCCGGAGGAGAGUGAAAAGUUCAAGAAAGGGAUUCCCGAUGAAUUGAAGCAUUUUCUCCAAUAAUUUGAGAUUAUUCCAUGUUUCUGUUUGCCUAUGUCGUAAUCGAUCUUGCUCUCAACGCCCAUCUCAGCUGUCGAAAGUCGUCGUAGUCAUGGUUCCAAUUCGUUGUACAUACGUUGUUUAUUAGCUGGCGAUACUCAAUCAUGGCCGAAGCUCAAGCUGUCAACGCUGCAAUCAUUUCUGGAACUGUUAUUGCCAAAGAGAUACGAGAUUCGCUGGCUAAACAGGUUACCGAAAUGCAGAAUAAUUUCAACGGAUUUAGACCCGCGUUAGCAGUGAUUCAAGUUGGAGGUCGGCAGGAUUCAAAUGUCUAUGUUCGGAUGAAGCUAAAAGCAGCCGAAGAUAUCGGAAUCGACGCCAGAAAAUGUUCAUAAUCUGGUUCGUGAAGCUGAUAUCUUGAUUGUAGCUAACGGUAAACCGUACUACGAGUAUGUUGGAGGCGGAUGGAUCAAACGAGGAGUUGUUGUGAUCGAUUGCAGUAUCAAUGCUACCGAAGACGAAACGAAGAAAAAUAGUCAACGAUUGUUAGGAGAUGUGAACUACGAAGAGGCUAUCAAAGUGGCCAGUUACAUUACACCGGUUCCCGGCGGAGUUGGUCCGAUGACGGUGGCUAUGCUGAUGAAAAAUACCAUUCUGUCGGCUCAAAGAGCUGUGAACCAGUUGGCGCAGAAUAAAUGGAAUUUCACUGCGGAAUUUGUACGGCGCAGCGAAUACUGUUUGUAACAUUUCCCAUAGGUCUAUAGGAGGAAAUUCUCAUUUUCCCUAAAUAAUUUUUUUGUAAUUUUUGGAUACUUAUUUGAAAACAACGACGAAAAAUCCCACCAAAAAUCACUCCAUGAUUUUUUUCUUUUCUGAAUUAUUUUUUGAGAAUGACUUUCUGUACAUUCACUUCACCCAAUCUGAUGAACAUCAAUUAAUAUUGUCUUUUUAGGCACAAAAUCGAGUCUUCAAUUGGUAAUGGUAUAGUAUGUAAUUUUUAACCUUCCGUAAAAUUUCUAUUAUGACAUUGAUGACAUUUUUUCUUCAUUCAUUUGAUGACUUUGUUCGAUUAAUUUUAUUCUUAUCUAUUAUCAUUUUCCGUGUAAUCUUCCAAGAAUUUUAACAGUCAACAAUAUUCAACAACAAUGGUUCUAAUCUUAGUGCUCCUAAGGCUUAGACAAUUUAUACAUACAUAGAUAGUAUGUCUAUGUAUAUCGUUCAAGUCCAAAGGUGUGGUUUGUCGAGUUCAACUCACAUAAGUAGGUACCUACCUACAAUACCAACCAAGAACCGAAAUAUAAAUAAUACAAAAAAGAGAUACAAUAUAAUAGGUAUUCAACAAACAAAAAUUACACGUAGGUAUAUUCAUUUCCUUAUGCCAUUAAAUGUACUUACUGAUUAUAAAUACGUACAUCUGCGAUAACAAUCAUUUUAAAAUGCUAUCAUAUUAAAACAAAAAUUUCCUAUGGCAAAUUAAAACAAAACAAAACUUGACAUUUUCAACAAGAAAAAUAAUAAUAAUCAUAGCGCACUGAAUGACUAGAAGAAAAUUUCUACCUAACGAAUUUUCUAUUUCUAAUUACUUUUUACCUAGUACAAAAAAAUGUAGUACAUACUAUCAUGACUCGUGACCAGUUUCGUUACGUCGCGGUUUCAUUUAUUCAUUUUUUUUUUUUUUUUUUCACUAAAAUAAAACAUGUAAUUGACAUUAUAUAAAAAUGUAUGUACUCGAUGAAUUUGUCAAUUCUUAUAUUAUCAUAUGACGUAGCAUGUAUAUACAUAAAUAAGUAAUUUAUAAAUAACCCUUAAAAUUAAUGGUAAAUGACGGUAUUAUUUAACAACAAAGCCAAAUAGAAUGUUGUUUUUUUUUUCAACCUUAUACGUAUAAAAUAAACACAUUGGUACAUGUAUUGUAUAAGCUGCAUUUCAGUUCGGUAUCAAACUACAAGUUGAAAUUAAAACUUUCACUAUCGGAAA